UUUUUUUUUUCGACUUGCUCCGUCGUGCAUUUCGUCGGUCCAACAAAGUCCAGCCAGCAACAUGUGGAACUCCCCGAAGGUCGGAAUUCUUGGUGGAGGCCAAUUGGGCCGUAUGAUGGUCGAGGCCGCCAACCGACUCAACAUUCAAUGCAAUGUCCUCGAUGCGGAGAACUCCCCGGCCAAGCAGAUCAGCUCCCACGACGACCACGUUACCGGCUCCUUCAAGGAGCGCGAAGCCGUCCGCGAAUUGGCCAAGUCCUGCGACGUGGUGACCGCUGAGAUCGAACAUGUCGAUACCUACGCUCUUGAGGAGAUCGCUUCCCAGGUCAAGAUUGAGCCCAGCUGGCAGGCAAUCCGCACGAUUCAGAACAAGUUCGACCAGAAGGAGCACCUCAGACAAUAUGGCAUCCCCAUGGCCGACCACCGCGAGCUUACUGAGAACACACCGGAGGAACUGGCUAAGGUGGGCGAGCAGUUGGGUUACCCUCUGAUGCUCAAGUCGAAGACUAUGGCUUAUGAUGGACGCGGAAACUUCCAUGUGCGCACGAAAGAGGACAUCCCCGAAGCUCUGGAAGCUCUCAAGGGCCGACCUUUGUAUGCCGAGAAAUGGGCUUAUUUCAAGAUGGAACUUGCCGUCAUGGUUGUCAAGACCAAGGACAACGUCCUCUCCUAUCCCACCGUUGAAACCGUUCAAGAAGACUCGGUCUGCAAGCUCGUGUACGCCCCCGCCCGCAACGUCUCCGAUGCGAUCAAUGAGAAGGCCCAAGAACUGGCCCGCAAGGCCGUCGCCGCGUUCGACGGCAAGGGUGCCUUCGGUGUCGAGAUGUUCCUCUUGGAGGACGACAGCCUUCUCCUGUGCGAGAUUGCCAGCCGCAUCCACAACUCGGGUCACUACACCAUUGAAGGAUGCGCCAUGUCGCAAUUCGAAGCCCACCUGCGCGCGAUCCUCGACCUCCCCAUUCCUCCCAAGAGCCUCGAGCUCCGCCAGCCCUCCAUCAUGCUCAACAUCAUCGGCGGCGCCGCCCCGGAUACCCACCUCACCGCCGCCGAGCACGCUCUCUCCAUCCCCAACGCCAACAUCCACCUCUACAGCAAGGGCGCCGCCAAACCCGGCCGCAAGAUGGGCCACAUCACCGUGACCGCCGCUACCAUGCACGAAGCCGAGACCCACAUCCAGCCGCUCAUCGAGGUCGUCGACCAGAUCCGCGCCCAGCGCAGCGACGUCAAGACCAAGCCGCAGUCCUCCGGGCCCUCCAAGCCCGCCCCCUCGGUCGCCGUGAUCAUGGGCUCCGACAGUGACCUCAAGACCCUUGUCCCCGGUCUCAAGCUCCUGCGCGACUACUUUGGCAUCGAGCCCGCUGUAGACAUCACCUCCGCCCACCGCACCCCCACCUUCAUGGCCGAGUACUCCGCCGGCGCCGCGGCCCGCGGAAUCAAGGUCAUCAUCGCCGCCGCCGGUGGUGCCGCCCACCUCCCCGGCAUGGCUGCCGCGCACACCGCUCUCCCCGUCAUCGGUGUACCCGUCAAGGGUAGCUCGUUGGAUGGUGUGGAUAGUCUGUAUAGCAUUGUGCAGAUGCCUCGAGGCGUCCCCGUCGCCACCGUCGGCAUCAACAACAGCAUCAACGCGGCUCUGCUGGCCGCUCGCAUCCUCGGUGCCUUUGACCCGACCAUCCAGAAGAAGGUCGAGGCCUACGCCGAGAGUGCUCGCGCCGAGAACAUGGAGUUGAAGGGUACGAAACUGCAGGAGCUGGGCUGGGAAAGGUACUUUGAGCAGAUGUAAAAUCUUUUGUAUUUGGUGCUUGAAACUUUCUCGCUCUCUCUUUUUAAUGGUUAUGAUCGGAUACGGUACGGGUAAAUAAAAGAUAGAUAGGGGAGGAUGGGAGAUAAGUUGUUCAAUGCCAUUCUGGCUUAUGAUCUCAACCAGUUGCUCCAAAGGAUUUCAAGGUAAAGAGGCGGGUGUACAGGACAGUACAGUAGUAACUGCAUCGUUGGAUAUACGGG
Aspergillus japonicus CBS 114.51 is the source of this 2001-nucleotide messenger RNA. RefSeq names its product phosphoribosylaminoimidazole carboxylase ADE2. The record is from RefSeq and is a predicted model, not a curated record. Gene Ontology annotation, biological process: 'de novo' IMP biosynthetic process. NCBI's taxonomy places the organism in Eukaryota, Fungi, Ascomycota, Eurotiomycetes, Eurotiales, Aspergillaceae. Gene Ontology annotation, molecular function: metal ion binding; ATP binding; phosphoribosylaminoimidazole carboxylase activity. Bases 62 to 1780 code for a protein of 572 amino acids. The transcript has 4 exons.